AUGUAUCAAGCUAACCUAGACAAAAUAGUUGAGCAAUUCGAGGAAAUCGAAUUCACAUACUUACCAAGAGACGACAAUCAAUUCGCGGAUGCACUAGCCAAGCUAUCCUCCAUGCUUAACAUCCCGAAUGAAAUGGAAAGAAUGAACCUCCGAGUCGAAAGGAGAGAAGAACAGGCUACUAUUGCGUCAUUGACAACGGACCCGAGCCAGUGGCAGAGGAGUCUUGGGUACUACUGGACCACUAUGGAAACAGACUAUUACCAUUUCGUCAAAACGUUCCCCAAAUGCCAGAUAUUCAGCAAUCUGAAUCACUUGCCUCCCUCAGAACUAUACACUUUCACAUCCCCUUGGCCAUUCUCCACCGGGGGCAUCGACAUAAUUGGCAAAAUCAUACCAACAGGUGUCAGAGGACAUGAAUAUGUCCUAGUCGCAAUCGAUUACUUCACCAAGUGGGUAGAAGCAUGCUCAUUUUCCAAAAUAACGGCUAAACAUGUCGCAAAGUUUCUAGAAAGAAACAUUUUCUACAGAUACGAAGUUCUACACGAGCUAAUAAGCGACCAAGGUUCCCACUGCAGGGCCGAAGUCCAAGACUUACUUGAAAAAUACCGAGUUAAACAUCACAAGUCAUCACCGUACAGACCCAAGAUGAAUGGAGCGGUCGAAUCGACCAACAAAAAACUCAAAGUUAUAAUUGAAAAAAUGGCCGAUAAUUACAAAGAUUGGCCUAACAAGUUGUAUUUCGCUUUAUGGGGAUACCGGAACUCUAUCCGCACCUCCAUAGGAGUAAACCCAUACUCCCUAGUAUACGGAAUGGAAGCUGUUCAACCCGUGGAAUUGGAAAUCCCUUCUCUUCGCAUAGUCCUAGAAAGUAAGUUUCCUGAAGCAGAAUGGGUACAAUCCAGAUACGACGAGCUCACCUUACUGGACGAACGAAGGCUAAGGGCCCUGCACCACAUGUAUGUAUAUUAG
Spinacia oleracea (spinach) is the source of this 969-nucleotide messenger RNA. RefSeq lists its product as uncharacterized. Gene Ontology annotation, biological process: DNA integration. Bases 1 to 969 code for a protein of 322 amino acids. The transcript is spliced from 2 exons. The record is from RefSeq and is a predicted model, not a curated record. Gene Ontology annotation, molecular function: nucleic acid binding. Lineage: Eukaryota; Viridiplantae; Streptophyta; Magnoliopsida; Caryophyllales; Amaranthaceae.